UCGCCUCCAUCGUGGCCGAGUUCGGCACGUUCCCCGUGGACCUCACCAAGACGCGGCUGCAGGUGCAGGGGCAGAGCACGGACGCGCGGUUCCGCGAGGUUCGGUACCGGGGCAUGUUCCACGCGCUCUUCCGCAUCUGCCGCGAGGAGGGCGGACGGGCCCUGUACUCGGGGAUCGCCCCGGCGCUGCUGAGACAGGCGUCCUACGGCACCAUCAAGAUCGGCAUCUACCAGAGCCUGAAGCGGCUCUUCGUGGAUCGCAUGGAAGAUGAAACCUUGCUCAUCAAUGUGAUCUGUGGGGUGGUCUCGGGGGUCAUCUCCUCUGCACUGGCCAAUCCCACAGAUGUGCUGAAGAUCCGAAUGCAGGCUCAGGGCAGCUUGUUCCAGGGUGGGAUGAUUGGCAGCUUCAUUGACAUCUACCAGCAGGAAGGCACCCGAGGCCUCUGGAGGGGCGUGGUCCCCACGGCCCAGCGAGCGGCCAUCGUGGUGGGGGUGGAGCUGCCAGUCUACGACAUCACCAAGAAACACCUGAUCCUGUCGGGCCUCAUGGGGGACACCAUCCUCGCCCACUUUGUCUCCAGUUUCACCUGUGGGCUGGCAGGGGCCAUCGCCUCCAACCCCGUGGACGUGGUGAGGACCAGGAUGAUGAACCAGCGUGCCAUCGUGGGCAGCACUGAGCUCUACAGGGGCACUCUGGACGGGCUGGUCAAGACGUGGAAGAGUGAAGGUUUCUUUGCACUCUACAAAGGCUUCUGGCCCAACUGGCUUCGUCUGGGUCCCUGGAACAUCAUUUUUUUUAUCACCUACGAGCAGCUGAAGCGCCUGCCCUUCUGAGAGCUGCCUUCAUCUCACCGCAGUCACCCUCGGGGCUGGCAGCAGAGCCGUGCUGCCGCCUCCCCGCUCACCCCACGCUCCCCAUCCCGUGUCGUGCUGUUCGCUGCCUGGGGGCUGGGCUGUCCCCCCCGCCCCGAGUGCCCGGGCCUGCAGGAGUAUCUUCCGUGAAGAUCUGUGCAUUCCGGUGGCCCUGGGGGCACUGUGGCUGCUGGCUGGCAGCUGUGGGGGUCCUGCCGUGCCCCUGGGGCAGGGCUGGGGCCCGGGAAGGUGCCAUUGCCAUCAUGUUUCUUGCAGAACGUGUCACUCCAUUAAAUUAUUUAUUGACUGGG
This is a messenger RNA of Ficedula albicollis (Collared flycatcher), 1162 nucleotides long. RefSeq names its product solute carrier family 25 member 14 (gene SLC25A14). The record is from RefSeq and is a predicted model, not a curated record. Gene Ontology annotation, biological process: mitochondrial transport. The transcript is spliced from 9 exons. Bases 114 to 833 code for a protein of 239 amino acids. Lineage: Eukaryota; Metazoa; Chordata; Aves; Passeriformes; Muscicapidae. Gene Ontology annotation, cellular component: mitochondrial membrane.